This is a messenger RNA of Pezoporus occidentalis (night parrot), 1405 nucleotides long. Its product is annotated as LIM homeobox transcription factor 1-alpha-like. NCBI's taxonomy places the organism in Eukaryota, Metazoa, Chordata, Aves, Psittaciformes, Psittacidae. Bases 132 to 1295 code for a protein of 387 amino acids. The transcript is spliced from 9 exons. The record is from RefSeq and is a predicted model, not a curated record. Gene Ontology annotation, biological process: regulation of transcription by RNA polymerase II; neuron differentiation. Gene Ontology annotation, molecular function: DNA-binding transcription factor activity, RNA polymerase II-specific; RNA polymerase II transcription regulatory region sequence-specific DNA binding. Gene Ontology annotation, cellular component: nucleus.
GGCGCGCACGGGCGCGGGCACGGGCGGGGGCUGCGCGCUCUGCCCCGCGCACGGUCGCGCCCCGCUCGGCUCCAUUCCCGUCCCCUCCCCGCCGCCGGGAUCGUUAUCCCGCCCCAACGCUGGCCGCCGGGAUGAAGACGGAAGAGGCUCCGUCCUGCCUGCAGCAGGCGACGCCGGUCCUGGGCUUCGGUCCCGACUCCAAGAUGCGGGAGGUGUGCGCGGGAUGCGAGACCCCCAUCUCCGACCGCUUCCUGCUCCGUGUCAACGAGCGCUCGUGGCACGAGGCCUGUGUGAAAUGCGCCGUGUGCCUGCAGCCCCUGGCCGGGACCUGCUACAGCCGCAACCGGCAGCUCUACUGCAAGCACGACUACGAGAAGCUCUUCCAGACCAAGUGCAGCAGCUGCUUGAAGGCGAUCGCCCCCUCCGAGCUCAUCAUGAGGGUGCUGGAGAACGUCUACCACGUGCACUGCUUCUACUGCUGCGAGUGCGAGCGGCGCCUGCAGCGCGGCGACGAGUUCGUGCUCAAGGAAGGGCAGCUCCUGUGCCGCAGCGACUACGAGAAGGAGAAGGAGAUGCUGAGCGCCAUCAGCCCUGCGCCCACCGAGUCCGUGAAGAGCGAGGACGAAGACGGCGGCCACUCGCACGGCAAAGGCAGCGAGGAGAGCAAGGACCACAAGCGCUCCAAGCGCCCGCGCACCAUCCUCACCACGCAGCAGCGCCGAGCCUUCAAGGCCUCCUUCGAGGUUUCCUCGAAGCCCUGCAGAAAGGUACGAGAGACCCUGGCAGCCGAGACGGGCUUGACCGUGCGCGUGGUGCAGGUCUGGUUCCAGAACCAAAGAGCCAAGAUGAAGAAGAUUGCCCGCAGGCAGCAGCAGCAGCAGCAGCAGCAGCAGCAGGAGCAGGAGCAGUUGGGCAACCCUCGCCUGGGCGCCGGCAGAGGCACCGGUCGCAAUAGCAGGCAGAGCAACGACGACAGCGAAGACAGCGCCAGCGUUCCCGGCUUGGAUGGGCUCCUGGUUCCCUACCCCAGGAUCCCCCAGCAGCAGCUCCUGCCCCUGGACCAGAACGGCUACAGCACAGACCUGUACAGACAAGGGCUCACCCCUCCCCAGCUGCCAGGAGACCACCUGCACCCCUACGACUCGGAAGGGGUCUUUCACGACAUGGACAGCGACAGCAUCAGCCACCUGGGGGACUGCCUGCUCGCCACGCCUGAAGCCAACCUCCUCCAAGCCCGCGUGGGCAACCCCAUCGACCGCCUCUACUCCAUGCAGAGCUCCUACUUCACAUCCUGACCGUGGAGAAGCCGCCAGCCCUUCGCUGAGGAUCCCCAGUGGAUGCUGCUCCCUCGUCAGAGCGAGCCUGGGGGAGAAGAACCAAGGCUGAGACCUUCGGAGACCUUCCU